Bufo gargarizans (Asiatic toad) is the source of this 2847-nucleotide messenger RNA. RefSeq names its product E3 ubiquitin-protein ligase TRIM39-like. The record is from RefSeq and is a predicted model, not a curated record. Gene Ontology annotation, biological process: protein ubiquitination. The coding region runs from base 25 to 1620 and encodes 531 amino acids. The transcript has a single exon. Gene Ontology annotation, molecular function: protein binding; ubiquitin-protein transferase activity; zinc ion binding. NCBI's taxonomy places the organism in Eukaryota, Metazoa, Chordata, Amphibia, Anura, Bufonidae.
CAUUUCUUCCUUAUUCUCUUAGCCAUGGCGUCUGCCGAUCUGAAAGACGAGCUGCUCUGCUCCAUCUGUUUAUUUAUUUUUAAGGAUCCUGUAAUGCUGAGAUGUGGACACAACUUCUGCCGUGUCUGUAUUGAUCGUGUACUGGAUACACAGGAUGAGUCUGGGGUUUAUACCUGUCCUGAAUGCAGAGAAGAGUUUCAGGAGCGGCCUGCACUGAUGAAGAACAUAAAUCUUCAUAAUGUAGCAGAACGUUUCCUGUUUACUCAGCCAGAUCCAGUGGAGAUCAGCGGGAUCUUGUGCACUUACUGUGUGGACUCUCCUGUACCUGCUGUUAAAUCCUGUCUACACUGUGAGGCUUCUCUGUGUGAGAAACACCUGAGAGUUCACAGCAAGUCAUCAGAACACGUCUUAUCUGACACCAGCACUUCCCUGGAGAACAGGAAAUGUUCUGUCCAUAAGAAGAUCCUGGAGUUUUACUGCACUGAGGACUCUGCUUUUAUCUGUGUGUCCUGUAGUUUGGCUGGAGAACAUCAGGGACACCAGGUAAUGGUGCUGGAUGAGGCCUCUGAGAAGAAGAAAGGGAAACUGAGAAAUAUUUUCCAGAAACUGUCCACAAAGCGAGAGGAGACUGAGAAAAUAGUCCAGAACCUGGAAGAACGCAGGAGAAAAGCUCAAGGAAAAGCAUCUGGAGAAGCAGAGAGAGUCACUGCCCUGUUCACAGACAUCAGGAGAAGACUGGAAGACCUGGAGAAGAGGGUCCUGAGUGAGAUCUCCAGGCAGGAAAAGGAAGAGUCAAUUUUACUCUCUUCUCUGAUUCAGAAGCUGGAAAUAAAGAAGGACGAGCUGUCCGGGAAGAUGAGACACAUUGAGGAGAUGUGUAACAUGACUGAUCCACUGACUGUCUUACAGGAACCAGAUACAGGUGACUUGUGUGAUCCUGAGGAGGAAGGAGGUGAUGAAGACAUAAAUAGAUGUCUCCAUGAUGUAGGUGAUCUGGAUGUGACUGUGAUCUCAGACAAAUUACACACAUUAUGUGACAUAAUAACAGAUAUAAGGAGAGGGAUCUAUAUGGAGGGUCCUGCAGACAUAUUACUGGAUGUAAACACAGCUGCUAAUAACGUCCUUAUAUCAGACGACCUGAAAACUGCAACCUGGACACAAUAUAAUCAGAAUCGUCCAGGAAGAGCAGAGAGAUUCCAGUAUAAUCAGGUGAUGAGCAGCAGGGGAUUUACCUCAGGGCGACAUUACUGGGAUGUGGAGAUUAGUGGAUCAGGGAUGUGGAUGGUGGGGAUGUGUUAUCCCAGUAUAGACAGGAGGGGAGGAUGGUCAUACAUUGGAGAGAAUAACAAGUCCUGGGGUUUGAUGAGGUAUGAUGAUCAGUAUUCAGUGAGACAUGACAGUAAAGAUAUCCAGUUACCUGACGAGAUCUCCAGUAAUAGAGUCAGGAUAUGUCUGGACUACGAGGCCGGGCAGCUGUCCUUUUAUGAGCUGUGUGACCCCAUCAGACACCUACAUACCUUCACUGCCGCCUUCACCGAGCCCCUUCAUGCUGCGUUAUGUGUAUGGAGAGGUUCUAUAAAGAUAUCAGGGGGAAGCAGAAACUGGGAGAAACCUUCAUAACCUAUGAAAUCUGUCCUGAGACUGGUGACAGUAAAGAUAUCCAGUUACCUGACAAGAUCUCCAGUGAUCAGACAUCCCAACCUGCAAAAACUCAUUUCAGGGAGGUUUUCUUUUUUUCAUUCACAAACUUUUUAUUACAUUUCCCAAACAUAUGCAGUAUCUGCACACUUUGCUCUAUGGUGUGGAGGACUGGGCUCAUUACCCUGCCCCAAAUUAUCAUAUUUAUGUAUAUGAUUAAAGGGAUUCUGUCACCACCUAUAAGCCCUGUGAGCUAAACAUAUGCUCAUGUCCAGGGUAGCAGUAUGAUUUCUAAGGUGGCCUUAUAAAAGCUAUGUGUGGCUUUAUUCUGCGGAAAAACAGGUUUUACUUACCUGUCAAUCGUUGAAUUAGGGUGCCCAAGCAGGGGAGGUCUGUGGAUGCAUGGUGCCCGGCCACACACAUCACCGUUCGUGCCCAGCGCCGCGUUCUACUCCUCAGUGCCGCCUCUUCCCUCUCGCUCCCUCCCCCUCCUCCCGCUUUGAGAUCCCGCGCGUGCGCACAGGCUCAGCCUGAUGCGCUGUUGCGGACUGCUGGCAUCAGCUUCUUCUUGCACUGUGCGCACGCGCCGAGAAGGGGACACAGCUACAGGUUGCCAGAAAGGUUUACUGCGAGUAAACUAGAGAUGGGAAGUUCGGAUCUUUCACAUGAAUCGGUUCAUGAAUCGAAUCUUCGGUUCACUCGCUGAGUCUACUGACUGCUGAGCUGAGAUGCAAGUGAAUCGAAGAGCUUAGGUGGUGCACAUGCGCGGAUGCUUCGAUUCACUUGCUGACUAGCUGAGACGGCUCUUCGCACUUGGUCUGAGCUCUGACUGAGUGAGGAAGGGAAGGGGACAGGACUCAGGACAGAAUGCAUUGUCUAUAAAAUAGUCCACAGUCCGCACAGACAUCACACAGGACAAUAACUAGUGUGAACCCACCCUUAGUGAUAUAGCUACUGAAUCCUAAAGGGUUAAUUCAACCUGUAAUCUAAACUCUGUCCUGUCACUUCUCUUAUCUCUCUGCUGACUGUCUGUCUCUUAACCUCAUCACUGCUGCAGCCUGGUCAUGACUGCUGUCUGUACAUUAACCUCAUCACUGCUGCAGCCUGGUCAUCAGCCUCAGUGUAAACUGUUCGAGUGACUGACGGUUCUUUUAACUCAAAGAAUCGAAUGAGUCUGUAAUAAGGCCUCUUUCACACUUGCGUUGUCCG